AUGGAGCAGGACCAGUAUGAAGCUCGCCUCAAGGAACUCUUUGACAGUUUUGACACCACUGGAACAGGGUCUCUGGGACAGGAAGAGCUGACAGACCUCUGUCAUAUGCUCCAACUGGAGGAAGUGACCCCCUCUCUGCAGCAAGCUCUACUCCAGGAUAACCCGCAUGGCAGAGUUCACUUUGACCAGUUUAAAGAAGCCCUUAUAGAUGUCCUUUCAAGCACACUGUCCAAUAAAGAGAACUGCCCAGAACCAGAUUGCUCCUUGGAAGCCCAGCCAAAGUACAUCAAGGAUGGCAAGAGGUACGGCAGACGGUCUAUGCCCGAGCUGCAGGACUCCCUGGAAGAGUUUGAUGAGGAGACGGUAAUAGAACCCGAAGACGAAGGGACGAGGUCCUCGCAGGUCAGCUCCAGAAACUGUGAAGAGCUUUGGAAGAACGAAGGAGAAGAAUAUGAAGCAGAAGGCCAGUUACGGUUUUGGAACCCAGAUGACCUCAAUGCUUCCCAGACCACACUGUCUCCUGACCAGGACUGGGUGGAAGAGAAGCUUCAGUUGAUCUGUGAGGAUCUAGGCAUUACUAGAGAUGGGCACCUGCACAGGAAGAAGCUUCUGUCUAUCUGUGAACAGUAUGGAUUUCAAAAUCUGGACAAAGAGGCCCUGGAAGAUGCAUUGCAGAAUGUUGACCAUGAUGAAACCAUGAGCCUUCAGGAUUUUUUCUAUGAAGUGUGUAAGAAUACCAAACCACCAACUCCGUCUUCCUCCACUCCUUAUCGACAGUUGAAGAGGCACUUAUCCCUACAGCCAUAUGAUGAAAGUGGAAGGCGGACACUUACCCCUUCUGCCAUGUCUGGGACAAUUGGCCUUCGACUAUUCUCCAAGUUUGAUGAUGGUACGGGUUAUGGCUGCGUGGAAGACAUCAUAGACAUGUGGCAUGAAGAAGGACUUGACAACAGCCAGGCCAUCCUUAAGGCUCUGGAUUUCAGUUUAGAAGGUAAAAUCAAUCUUGCAGAGCUGACCAUGACACUGGAAAAUGAGCUUCUGAUAACCAAAAAUGAGAUCUACCAAGCAGCCCUCGUCAGCUUCCGCUCAGAGAUCAGAAACUUACUGGAGAGGGUUGAUCAGACUGCCAGAGAGAAAGAAAAGCUCCGCCUGGAUUUGGAGAAGAAUGAGAAACAGAAGAAUCUCAUGGCUUUGGAAGUGGAUGACCAUCAUGCAGCUAUUGAGCGACGGAAUGAACACAACCUUAUAAAACUGGAUGAGGAGUACAAGGAGAGAACAGCUGCUCUAAAAAGUGAGCUGAGGAAGGAGAGAGAGCAGAUUUUUCAGCAAGCAAAUCGGCAGCGGUUAGACCUAGAACAGGAAUUGGAGAAGGUCAAAGUGGAAGAGAAUUACCUGCGAGACCGGCUGACCUUGUCUAUAAAGGAAAACACCCGUAUGGAGAAUGAGUUACUUGAGACCACAGAGAAGCUGGUGGAGUGUGAAGCCCUGACAGCCAAGCUGCAGAGGAGUCUGGACAACAUACUGAGAGAAAAGUUUGGAGACUUGGACCCGAGCUACGUUGAGUUUUUCCGCCAUGAGGAAAAGUUGUUGCAGUUGCGCAAUGAGUACGAGAGGCAGCGCAGGGAGCUGCAGGAUCGUAUUGAUGAGCUGCAGCUGGAACUGGAAGAAUACCGUUCGCAAGGUGUCCGCGGUUUUCGGUCCUCCCUGAAGAAUUCCUUAUUUGAUGAAAUGGAUAACAAAAACUCGGUUGAAUGUGACCAAGGUAUUGGUUCUGAAGACUGCCCUCCUUUAAACAUGAGUAUAGAGGCAGAAAUGGCCAUUGAGCAUAUGCGGGAGCAACACCAGAGGGAAGUCGAGAAAUUGACACUGGAACUGGAAAACAAAACCAUGCACUAUGAGGAAAAACUCAAAGAAAUAAACCUUUCAUUUGAGAGAGAGCAGGAAGCCCUAAAGGUGAAACUGGACAAUGAGGUUCACAAAGCUGAGGAGCAAAUCAAGAUCUUCAAAAUGAAGCACUUAGAGCUGGAAGCGGUCAUUCAGAGACUUAAAGAAGAGCAAAAGGAGGCAGAAUUUAUGCACCAGGAUCAGGUUAGCAGAAUGGAGGAGGAGUGUAACUUCCAAAAGCAGCACUUGAUGGAGAAAGAAGAAACCUUUCAUCGGCAAUUAGAAGACGCCCGACAGGUGUAUCAUAAGGAGAAGGAGGAGCUGGCCCAGAGAGCAGAGGACAGUGAAAAGAGGGCAGAAGCUCAGCUGGCCGAGUUGAUGACAACCUAUGAAGACAAGAGAGAUCAAUUGGAGCAAAGUUUUCAGGAGGAAAUGUCAAGUUUUCAGGAAAGCCAUCAGCUGGAAACACAGGAACUAAGAAGGCAGCUGUUGGAGCAACACCAGCAAGAAGCUGAGGUGCAAAGAGCUGAGAAUAUAACUUUAAAGGAAGAAAAUGUAGAACUUAAUGGACAAGUUUCAGCUCUAAAAGAGGAAGAAGAAAGCUCUAACCAAAAAAUGUCUGAACUUCUCAAUGCUUGCGAGGAGAUGUGGGUGAAUCUAGAGACCAUUCAGAAUGAAAAAUUUACACUGGAAAAGAUGGUAACCGAAUUAACAUCCAGGAAUGAACAGCUGGUUUCAGAAAACGAGGAACUGUUCUUGAAGAACUCAAAGAAUCAAGAGAACCUCCAAGAUCUGAACUGCAGGCUCAUGAUGUUUCUCAAGCAGAAAGAUCGCAAGGAUUCUGCUAAAGGCCUGGAAGAGUGGCAAAGGGAAAAGUGUCAAAUGAAAGAGGAGAUUGAAAGCUACAGGGCAAAGAUUUUGAAUUCUGAGCAAGAGUUGUCACAGAUCAAAGUACGCCAUCGUUUCUUGGAGCAGGAGAACACUCUUCUGAGGCAAGAGAUAGAGACAAAGGAGCUUGCAAAAUGCUCUGAGAUCACAGACUUGAAGAAUGAAAUUUCACUCAUGAAGAAUAAAAAUGACAAGCUGUUGAAAGAGGUGGAAACACUGGGGGAGGAGCUUGGUAGUUGCGUGGCAAAGUCUGCCAAGGUUGGCUACCUCGAAAAUAAGAUUGCAAACCUAAAACAAGAACAGAAAACUUGGGAACAGCAGUCAAACACCCUAAGAUCGCAACUUACAACAUCUCAGGAAAAGAUCCAGAACCUGGAAGAGAGUUUGCAGAAUGUCAAUCUUCAGAUGUCUCGCAUCAAGUCUGAUCUUCGUGUUGCGCAGCAAGAAAAAGAAUCUCUAAAACAGGAAGUGAUGUCAUUGCACAAACAGCUACAAAAUGCUAAUGCAAAGAAACAGGUCUUGGAAAUGGCCAUACAAUCCUCAGGGCUACAGAACCAGCAGAAAAAGCAGUACUGGGACGACUUGGAGCAACUGAUGGAACAGGAACAGCAGCUUUUGAGACAGGAGAAUGAACGACUGCAGAGGGAAGUGCACAAUACCAAGUCUGACCUGGCACAAACCAGAGAGAAGGUGCGGCAGCUUGAAUCUACUGUAAUCUCUCUGAAACACCAAAAACAGGGGAACCAGUCAAGCCUGGUGAAAGCCUUAGAACAGGAGAAGUCCAGCUUGAGAAGAGAGUGUGACCAGCUACAGCUAGAGCUAACCUCUGCAAACAGGAAGAUUAGUCAGCUGAGCACACUCGAAAGAGAAAUGGAAACUUUGAAAAUGGAGAAUGAAGGUUUACGGAAAAAUCAGGGGAAAUUUGAUGAUCAUCUCGUGCAAAUGCUGCACUCACCGACCAGCCUGAGCCAUAGCCACUCUCAGCUCCAGCAGCAAGCUUGUGCCACCGUGCCGCGAGAUCAGUACUUGCAGCUCCAGCAACAAUUUCAGCAGGCAGAGCGGAGUAACCAGCAGCUGCGGGCGGCUCUGGAUAACCGCAGCGCCGAUGGCAACUCUCCACAGGAUGACCAGGAGAAGCUGCUGCAGAAAAUGGAAACUCGCAUGAGCGAUGUAGAGCAGAAACUCAGAAUUGUAAAGAUGCUUCUUCAGGAAAAAGUCAAUCAGCUAAAGGAACAGGUCACCAGGAACUCCAUGGCAGAAACCAAGAUUAAAGAUUUGUAUGUUGAAAAUUCACAGCUGAUCAAAGCUUUGGAGCUGAGUGAGCAAAGACAGCAAACAGCAGAGAAAAAGAACUAUUUACUGGAAGAGAAAAUCUCUGGACUGAGCAAGAUAGUGAGGGACCUGACCCCAAACAGCCCAGGGGCCGGACACUCCCACCAGCGAAGGGCGUAG
This is a messenger RNA of Staurois parvus, 4224 nucleotides long. The record is from the annotation of a GenBank genome assembly. NCBI's taxonomy places the organism in Eukaryota, Metazoa, Chordata, Amphibia, Anura, Ranidae.